Quercus robur (English oak) is the source of this 643-nucleotide messenger RNA. RefSeq lists its product as uncharacterized. The transcript has a single exon. Bases 47 to 517 code for a protein of 156 amino acids. NCBI's taxonomy places the organism in Eukaryota, Viridiplantae, Streptophyta, Magnoliopsida, Fagales, Fagaceae. The record is from RefSeq and is a predicted model, not a curated record.
GGUAAAAAUAAAAUAUCAGAAAUCCUUAUUCAUUGUGAAAGAAAUAAUGGAAGACACAACAUGGGAGCAAAGACUCCAAGCUCUAACCCAUAUCCUAACCAGCCCCACAAACACAAUCACACCAACUCUUCACUCUCAGUUCUUUAUCUCCAACCAAAUCCCUUGCUACCUCAACUGGGACUAUCCUCCUAUCCUAUGCAACAAGUUCAACUCAACCUUCCCUUCUCUUCACCUAAAAUGGGGUUUCUCUCUUUUCCUGAAAAGGGUCUCCAGAUUUGGGCUCCCACAGACCUCAUGGAGGUCCAAAUGCCCAUUCCAACAGCCUCCACCGUUGAUUCUGGCAAAGGGAGUUGAGGAAGCUCAGUGGGGUGAAGAACAAAGGAGACAGUAUGUGAGGAAGAGGCUGAGCAGAAAACGACUUGGAAGUGAUGUUCACCCUUUGAUUCCUAUCUUGGUUCCAAAUCUUUUCUUGUUCUCUCUUCUGCUUUGGAAACCAUUUCCGGAUAGAGCUACCUAACAAAUUUAUCCUGUUUUUGCACCCACGGGUACUUUGUAAAUGUAAAUUUCAAAUUACUGUUUUCGCAUUAACAGGUGUAUGUUGUUGCUUCGAAUUUUGGUUAUAAAUUGAAAGUGAUUUAUUCUA